Messenger RNA from Trichechus manatus latirostris (Florida manatee), 1863 nucleotides. RefSeq names its product glucokinase regulator (gene GCKR). Gene Ontology annotation, molecular function: enzyme inhibitor activity; carbohydrate binding; enzyme binding. The record is from RefSeq and is a predicted model, not a curated record. Gene Ontology annotation, cellular component: cytosol; nucleoplasm. Gene Ontology annotation, biological process: carbohydrate derivative metabolic process; response to fructose; negative regulation of glucokinase activity. NCBI's taxonomy places the organism in Eukaryota, Metazoa, Chordata, Mammalia, Sirenia, Trichechidae.
AUGUCGGGCACGAAAUGAUUUCAACAUGUGAUUGAGACUCUGGAACCUGGCAAAUGGGAGUUGUUUGGGUAUGAGGCAGCCCUGCCAAUCACAGAGAAGUCAAACCCACUGACCCGGGAUCUGGACAAAGCAGAUGCCCAGAAAAUUGUUCAACUGCUGGCAUGUGAUGCUGAAAUCUUCCAAGAGGAGGGGCAAAUCAUGCCCAUGUACCAGCGACUCUACAGCGAAUCAAUUCUGACCACCAUGGUACAAGUGGCUGGGAAAGUUCAGGAAGUGCUGAAGGAGCCUGAGGGGGGUCUAGUGGUACUGAGUGGAAGAGGCACGUCUGGCCGGAUGGCAUUCCUCAUGUCCGUCUCCUUUAACCAGUUGAUGAAAGGUCUAAGACAGAAACCUCUUUACACCUACCUCAUUGCAGGGGAUGACAGGUCUGUGGUGGCCUCUAGGGAGGGAACGGAAGUUAGUGCCUUGCACCGGAUUGAGGAGCUGAAGAAGGUGGCUGCUGGGAAGAAGAGAGUGAUCGUCAUUGGCAUUUCUGUGGGACUGUCUGCUCCCUUUGUGGCAGGCCAAAUGGACUACUGCGUGGAUAAUCCAGCUGUGUUCUUGCCAGUCUUGGUGGGUUUCAACCCAGUGAGCAUGGCCAGAAAUGACCUCAUUGAAGACUGGAGUUCAACAUUCCUCCAAGUAGCAGAGCGCAUGAAGAAGCUGCAAGAGAAACAGGAACCUUUUGUGCUCAAUCCUGCAAUCGGGCCCGAGGGCCUCAGUGGUUUCCGGAUGAAAGGAAGAAGCGCCACCAAGAUCCUGCUGGAAACUCUGUUACUGGCAGCCCACAAGACUGUGGACCGGGGCAUUGCAGCAUCUCAGAGAUGUCUCCUGGAAAUCUUGAGGACAUUUGAGCGGGCUUAUCAGGUGACCUACAGCCAAAGCUGCAAGAUCGCAGCCGUGAUGAAGCAAGCCAGCACCAGCCUGGAGAAGAAAGGCUGGGUGUGCCUGGUUGGCUGGCAGACCCUCGGCAUCAUUGCCAUCAUGGAUGGAGUAGAGUGCAUCCACACCUUUGGUGCUGAUUACCAUGAUAUCCGUGGCUUUCUCAUUGGUGAUCACAGUGAAAUGUUUAACCAGAAGGCUGAGCAGGGUCCCCGGUUCUCCUUCUCCCAGGAGGACUUUCAGUCUUCUGUCCUGCCGUCCCUCACGGAGAAUGACACUGUGAUCUUCAUUUUCACACUGGAUGACAACCUCACAGAGGUGCAGACACUGGUGAAGCAAGUAAAAGAGAAGACUGCCAACAUCCAGGCCUUAGCACACAGUACUGUGGGGCAGUCCUUGCCGACCUCUCUGAAGAAGCUCUUUCUCUCCAUCAUCAGCAUCACAUGGCCACUGCUCUUCUUUGAAUACGAAGGGAACUUCAUCCAGAAGUUCCAGCAUGAGCUAAGUACCAAGUGGGUGCUGAAUGCAGUGAGUACAGGGGCCCAUGUGCUUCUCGGGAAGAUCCUACAAAACCACAUGCUGGACCUCCACAUCAGCAACUCUAAGCUCUUCUGGCAGGCCCUGGCCAUGCUGCAGCAGUUGUCUGGACAGCCCAAGGCUUGAUGCAUCAAGAGCCUCCUCCAAGCGAUCCACUUCCCUCAGCCACUGUCGGAUGAUAUUCGGGUUGCACCCAUCUCCUCUCACAUCCAGGUUGCACGUGAGAAGGAACAGGUGAUCCCCAUAGCACUGCUGAGCCUCCUAUUCCGGUGCUCAAUCCCUGAGGCUCAGGCACACCUGGCCGCAGCUCCCUCUGUCUGUGAGGCUGUCAGGAGUGCCCUCACUGAGCCAGGUCAGAAACUCAGCACGGAACCCCUGGAGACCCUAGAGCCUGCGCUGCAGUGA